AUGUGCUCUCCUGACAACACUGUUAAACUGAACGUUGGUGGUACUAUAUUCCAAUCCACUCAUUCCACACUGACUAAGUUCGAUGGGUAUUUCAAGACAAUGUUGGAGACGGAGAUCCCGAUAUUAAAUUUUAUGAGAGAUGGAGAUGUGAGACUUCCGGAUUCUGAACAAGACGUUGAGGAAAUUUCGAGAGAGGCAAACUUCUACCUGUUGGAGGGACUAAUGGAACUCUGUAGCCGUAAAUUGGAAGUUCCAGAACCUGAAAACGUUUCAAAAAUGAGAUUUUUGGAGUCAGAUGAUGAUGUUCUUCGAGCAAUUGCUUAUCCGGAGAAACCAGUGCUAAUAUUCUAUUAUACUGUAGAUCGCUAUGAUUUUGUUCUUAAGCCAUGCGAGGAUAUCAAGAUUUUUGAGGUUCUGAAAGAAUACGAAACAACGUUCGAUAUUUAUUUUCGAAAGAGAAAGCCUGACGCAAAAUAG
Molecule: messenger RNA, 477 nt
Organism: Caenorhabditis remanei
Lineage: Eukaryota; Metazoa; Nematoda; Chromadorea; Rhabditida; Rhabditidae
Exons: 4
Coding region: 1-477 (158 amino acids)
Biological process (GO): protein homooligomerization
Molecular function (GO): protein binding
Source: RefSeq, a predicted model, not a curated record